Molecule: messenger RNA, 970 nt
Organism: Chilo suppressalis (striped riceborer)
Lineage: Eukaryota; Metazoa; Arthropoda; Insecta; Lepidoptera; Crambidae
Source: the annotation of a GenBank genome assembly
GUUUAUCGUAUCGCAGUCAGUCGCCUCUGCCGUCAAACAAAAUAAAUAAAACAAAUUAGACAAUGGUGAAAACGAAAAAGUGCAACAUGGCCAAACUAUUAGUGAUCCUCGCGGUAGCCGCUUACGCCAGUGCCCAAACAUACUCCGCCUCGAAUCUAGUUAGGAACAUUUACGACGAAUGUUUGAGCCAGUAUUCGGUGGAAUGCGUGAAGCCAAGAGCCCUGCAGUGGAUUUCGCUGGUGGCCAACGAUGACGAGAUCAAGAUCACGGACAACCUUUCGAUUGUGAAGACGGCGACGGUAGAGGCUGACGCCAAUGUGGACCCUAGGAGUGCUAAAAACUCAGCUUUGGAUAUCGUGGAUCAAGUGGAUAGCUUCAUUCAAACUCAUGCGGUCAAAGUGAAAGUUCCUGAGGAGAUCUCGAACAGUGCUGCAUCGGAGUAUGUGCCAAGGUCCCUAUUGGUGGAUCUUCCCACUGAACUAAACAUGCCUUUGGAUGGCGAGGAAGAAGUUGAAGAGUUCGAGGGCAGGAAGAAGAAGAUCAAGCUCCCCAAACCUUUGAGGAUUAAGAGCAAACAUGGCUUCAUCAAGAAGGUGCUUCUGCCUUUCCUCCUCGGUUUGAAGUUCAAGGCUUCGGUUUUGGUUCCCCUGGCUCUCGCUCUCAUUGCCCUGAAGACCUGGAAGGCCCUCACCCUUGGUCUCAUCUCCCUUGUUUUAUCCGGUGCCAUGGUCAUCUUCAAGUUCACCAAACCUAAGGUUGUGAACUACGAAGUUAUCCACUACCCUCAACACCACGUGGAACACCAUGUCGAUCAUCACGCAGCAGCCUGGGACGCCCACGGCCCGUACCAAGCACGCUCCUACGAAGACGCCCACGAACUAGCUUACAACGCACAAAUGUAAAAAACAUAAUCCAAAGCUAUAAAAUGAUACGGACCUCGAAUUAAAUUAAAUUAUUUAUUUAUUUAUUG